This is a messenger RNA of Emericellopsis cladophorae, 3453 nucleotides long. RefSeq names its product DNA repair protein-like protein. Bases 1 to 3453 code for a protein of 1150 amino acids. NCBI's taxonomy places the organism in Eukaryota, Fungi, Ascomycota, Sordariomycetes, Hypocreales, Bionectriaceae. The record is from RefSeq and is a predicted model, not a curated record. Gene Ontology annotation, molecular function: ATP binding; ATP-dependent chromatin remodeler activity. Gene Ontology annotation, cellular component: nucleus. The transcript has a single exon. Gene Ontology annotation, biological process: transcription-coupled nucleotide-excision repair.
AUGGCCUCCAAUAAUGAGAAGACAGAGUCUGGCGAGGGCCAGGGCGAUAUCACCUCGAGAAUCGCCAAGCUGGCUCGGGAAGAGUCCAAACCCGAAGACGCAGCAACCACGCCUCAGGUAGCUGGCAUGAACGAGGACGACGCUUUGCGGGACCUGGCUGGCACCGUCAGGGACCAAGACGACUUGGAGCGCGAUAUCACCGCGCAAGCCAACGCAGCUUUGGCCGAGCAGGAGGACAAGAAGGACCAGAACCGCAUCGACAAGCUCAAAGCAACCCGCCAGCGGGUGCAAAACAAACUAGACAAAGAGAAGAUAGAGCUCAGGAAAUGGGUCAACAAUCCCUACAAGACUCGACAAAUACAACCAGUCAUCGACGAUCUGGAAACUGAGAUCCGGCAACUCGACAGUGACAUUGCCGACUUCGAAUCGCGCAUGAAGAAGCGCAACGAAGAAGUCGCCGUCGAAGAGCAAGGCGGGAAAUCGCAGAGACACCCAGGAGAGAGCAAGCGCGACUUCUUGGUGCGAACUGGAAAGAUCACACCUUUUGCGAAUGUGGGCGGACCACGCCCCGUCGGAAUGGAGGGCAAUUUGGCCGGCGCGAUCUUGGAUGCCGAAGACGACGCUGCGACCAACGAUCUAGAUGAGGGAGAUGACGAAGGACCGGUCUCACACGUGCAACUGCGCCGACCAGGGUUUGCAGAGGACGCUACCCGAGAGAAGAGAAAGCCGGACGACACAACGACGUUUGCCCAGAAUGAGUUUGGCAUGCGUCCGAGGAAAAAGCAAAGACAAGAUCCAGACUCGAGUCCGACUGCCGAAUUCGUGCCAAGUGAUGCUGAAUCGUCCGAUGCUGAUGCCCAUGUCGGCAUAUGGCAGCAAGGCAACGAGGAUGAUCUGGUUCGGGAGCAGAAGCGCAAGACAAAAGCCACGGCAAAAGCCCGAGGUGCAAACGUGGUGGAUCUCAGCAGGCUGGACGACGGAAACGAAUCAAUCUACCAGAAGCGACUCAAGGAUUGGGUCACCAGACGCAGCCAGGCGCGACGGUCAAGACGUCAGGGAACAGAGCAGGAAGGUUACGAGAGCGAUCCCGGAGAGAGGGAGUGGUUCAAGCCAGCCCCUGAUAAACCUGAUCACAUUAUUGAUGACAGGAUCAAACUGCCCGGCGACAUCUACUCUACACUCUUUGGCUACCAACGCACCGGCGUGCAAUGGCUCGUUGAGCUCUACAAGCAGCAGGUUGGUGGUAUCAUUGGCGACGAGAUGGGCCUCGGCAAGACAGUCCAGCUGAUAGCACUGAUCGCGGCACUGCACUACAGCAAGAAGAUGAAAAGGCCUGUCCUCAUUGCAGCGCCUGCGACCCUGCUACGGCAGUGGGUUACCGAGUUCCAUCGUUGGUGGCCGCCUCUCCGAGUUUCCAUUCUGCACUCCUCCGGCAGUGGGAUGAUGAAUCCUGAGCGUGAGGAUGACUUUGAUCUGGACACCAUGAAGAAGGGCUCUAGAAUGGGAGCCAGUGCGAAAGCUGUCCGAAGAAUCGUUAACAGCGUCGUUGAAAAGGGUCAUGUUCUUGUCACAACGUAUACGGGCUUGCAGACCUAUGCAGACGAGCUACAGAGCGUCGAGUGGGAGUAUACGGUUCUCGACGAAGGUCACAAGAUUCGCAACCCAAACGCUGAGAUCACCAUCACCUGCAAGCAGCUCUACACCCGGAAUCGCAUCAUCCUUUCCGGCACACCCGUGCAGAAUAACUUAACCGAGCUCUGGUCACUGUUCGAUUUCAUUUCACCGAUGCGUCUCGGGAAUUUGAUGGAAUUCCGAGAGCAGUUUGAAAUCCCCAUCAAGCAAGGCGGCUACGCGAAUGCCUCCAAUUUCCAAGUCGUGCAAGCUGAGCAGCGGGCUGAGAUCCUCAAAGACUCCAUUAGCAAAUACUUGCUGCAACGACUGAAGAUUGACGUCGCCGCCGACCUACCGCCAAAGACUGAACAAGUGCUGUUCUGCAAGCUCUCGGAUGGACAGCGAAAGGCGUACGAAGAAUUCCUCAAGUCGGACGAGGUCUCGGCCAUUCUCGAUAAACGACGUCAGUCACUCUACGGCAUCGACAUUCUGCGCAAGAUUUGCAACCACCCAGACCUUCUAGACAAGAGCAAGAGCGGCAAGCAUGGCUACGAUUACGGCAGUCCCCGGAUGUCUGCUAAGUUGCAGCUCACCAAAGACCUCUUAACAAAGGUCAUGAUCCCCAAUGGGCAUAAAACGCUCCUCUUCUCCCAAGGCAAGCAGAUGCUUGAUAUUAUUGAAAAGUGCAUUCGCGAAUGUGGCAUAAGUUAUGUGCGCAUGGAUGGAGACACACCCAUCGACCAGCGCCAGGACAUGAUUGACAAGUUCAACGAAACCCCAGAAAUCCACGUCUUCCUCAUGACUACACGCACAGGUGGCCUGGGAACGAACUUGACGGGCGCCGAUCGCAUCAUCAUCUUUGACCCCGACUGGAACCCUUCCACGGAUCUUCAAGCUCGCGAGCGCGCCUGGCGUCUUGGUCAGACGAAACCCGUCAAGAUCUAUCGCCUCAUGACCGAGGGCACCAUUGAGGAGAAGAUCUACCACCGCCAGAUCUUCAAGCAGUUCAUGACCAACAAAGUCCUGAAAGAUCCCAAACAGCGCAGCUCGUAUGACUUGUCUGACCUGUACGAUCUUUUCAGCUUUACACCCGGUGAUGCAGCUCCGGGUCAACGGGGUGUUCAUUUCCAGGGCGCCGAGAUCGACCUCCAGAGUUCCACGGAGCAGCCAACCAAGGGCUCGCACGCUGGCGAAGGCAAGACCGCAGCGGACCAGGACCAGGACCAUGAGAAGGAGGCACUCGACAAGAUGAAUGGAGUUGCCACCGUGGAAGAGUUCAGAGAGACCAAAUCUGUCCACGACGAGAAGCGGAUGCUGGAAGGCAUCUUCGCACGCACUGUGGGCAGCGCAUACGACCAUGAGACCAUUGUCAGCGGCAAGGGCGUCGCUCCCGACAUCAAAGAUCUCCGUCAAGCCGCAAAAGACGAGAGCCGCUCAGCGGCGGCUCAUUUGCAGCGCGCGAGUCGCGAGGCUGACAGGGUACCCAUCGGCCAGCUCACCUGGACGGGGGAAGUUGGGCAACGACCAGCGAACAGGAGGAGAGGAGGGCCUAGUUCAGCGGGCGUGAUGAGCAAUAUCGCUGAGCGCCAAGGCCUGGGCUUCAACGGCAACGGUGCCAACCAGAAUUUGAAGGCUAAAGACUUCGUUCCCCUGAUCAAGGAGUUCAUCAACCGCCAGGGCGGCAAGGCCGUGACGAAGAUGCUGGUGGAUCAUUUCGGCCAGUACUGCAAGACAGAGAAGCAGAAUGCCGAGUUUAGAAAAGCCCUCGAGACUUGCGCAGAGAUCUCACAGCGUGGAAGCUACGGGAGGUCUUUGUGGUCAUUGAGACCAGGCCUCAAAUAG